Molecule: messenger RNA, 3139 nt
Organism: Podarcis raffonei (Aeolian wall lizard)
Lineage: Eukaryota; Metazoa; Chordata; Lepidosauria; Squamata; Lacertidae
Gene: MFAP3
Product: microfibril associated protein 3
Exons: 3
Coding region: 269-1324 (351 amino acids)
Source: RefSeq, a predicted model, not a curated record
AAGAGGCAGCUGAGAGGAAGGGAAGGCGGAAGGUCCAGAGUCCCGGUUGGAGCUGUGCGCGGGGGCCCGUCAGAGGAGGGGACCGGGAGGCGGACUGAGCGGGCCGAGCGAGGGAUGACAGGGCGUUGCCAAGUUGGAUUGUUCCUUUACUUGUAAAGAAAAACCCAAAGCCCUUUCAAAGUUGAUGAAUCCAUCAAUAUCUUCCAUGGUGACUGGUGCAAUACAGACUACUUAACUUUUUGCAGUGUGCUUUAUACUUGAAGCUUUCAUGAAGCUCAGCUGCUGCCUAUUGACUUUGAUUCUCAGUUCUAGUGUUUCUGCACUAGAAAAUGUGGCCUCCAACCUGACAGCUGCUACUGGGUCAAGGUUCCUUCCUCUCGAUGCAUCAUUUCUUCCCACCCUACAAGCCUUCACAAAAUCGGCAGUAGCUCAAGAUAUCAUAGUGAAAGAAGGUAACGGUGCUUUCAUUGAAUGUAAGCUGAACAUCAGUCAGCAUAACAGCAUCGUUUGGUUCAACUCAAAAGGGCAUCUACUGAAGCAAGAUGGAGAGGAUGGAAGAUGGCUGAUCUCUAACAGUACCCUUAAUAUCACAAGUGUAACCUUUGGUGACCGGGGGCGAUACAGUUGUGUUGUCACUACCCAAAAUGGCUCUUUCUAUUACUCAGUCACCCUCAGGGUGGUCUCCACAUCUGGGGACAUGGGCAUUUACUACAUGAUUGUCUGCCUGGUUGCCUUUACUAUCACCCUGAUCUUAAAUAUAACACGUCUGUGCAUGAUGAGCAGCCAUCUCCGCAAGACAGAGAAGGCCAUCAAUGAAUUCUUCAGGACUGAAGGGGCUGAGAAACUACAGAAGGCCUUUGAAAUUGCCAAACGCAUUCCAAUCAUUACCUCUGCCAAAACGCUGGAACUGGCCAAAGUCACCCAGUUUAAGACUAUGGAAUUUGCUCGAUACAUUGAAGAGUUAGCCAGAAGCAUCCCUCUUCCGCCGCUCAUCCUUAACUGUAGGGCCUUUAUGGAAGAGAUAUUUGAAGCAGUGAGAGUCGAUGACCCUGAUGAAGUUGGAGAUGGAGUCAAACAAGCCCUCGGUGUCCAAGACGGACUCUAUCCCUUAAACCCAGAAAUUAAGCGCAGUAAUUCACCGACAGCAGACUCGGAUGAUGGUUCUGUAAAUGACCAUGGUAAAGAAAUAGCUGUUGAGGUAUCCAUCCACCUUCAGUCAGAAGCACAAAGCAUUGACACUGUUUCCCACGACAGUGUUCCCUCCAUACCUUCUGAAGAUGAUGCAGGUGCUGAAGCCAGUACAGCAGCAAAGGCAGAUGUAUGAAAGCUUCAUCUGGAAACUUCAAGAAAAAAGGGGAAGCCAAAAAAAAAAAAGCAGCUGGAGUCACAAAUGCACAAAAACCUUAUCUCUUUUUAAAAACUCCAGUGGCUAUAAGGUGCUGAACAUUUAGCAAAAGUAUGGAUUUGGAUUUUUCUUUUGUAACAUAUCUCAGUGUUCACCAACCAAUUAGGAAAACAGCUUAAAUCAUGUUUUUUAAACAUUCUCCUUGGUAGGAAUGCUGCUGGGGGCAUUUUACAGAGGGGAUACUUUCUCCCAGUUUUGGGGAUCUCCAGUUAACAUCAACAAAAGAGCAAGGAUACAUUGACAUAAACUGUUUUUGCCAUUCUUACAGGGAGGUUGAAUUCCUGAAUAUGUCCAGUGAUGAUUUCAUAGUGUGUGAUGGCAUAGUUCACUAGAACAGUGCUUGUCUUGCUUGUCUGAAUUUAUAAUAUCUGAUCAAGCUUAUCUUGAGUUUGUAAGAAACAUACAUUUUAGCAUUUCUUAUAGUAAUAGUAUGGGAUUAUUACACUUUUAAAAUGAAGAGUUGGAUCCAGACUGACUCAUGUUUAGAGUAGAUCUAUUGCAAUCAGUGACACUUAAGUUAGCCUGAGUCCAGCCUUAUGUCAGUAAGCUGUGAAAUUACCAAAGCUGCCAGUUUGUCAUGUUGUUCAUGUUUGCUUACAUUGCAAUCACAUGCAAUACUUGAACUAGAAAAUGGAAACCAAAUGCAAAUUUUGGCAUCUGAAUUUCUCAUAGCAGCCAAGAAGUGGUAAUUUGGUUGUUUUAAAUGUGCUUCUGCUUGCCAAGCAGUUCAAAAAAGGCCCUGUCUGUUUGGGUUUUUGUUUUUUUUAGUAAAGCUCCAGAUGUCAGCACUUCAAGUAUUCUUUCUUCUCUGACACUGCUGAAAUUCCAAUGUGUUCUAGUGCCAUCAGUAUUGCUAGGAGGAAAGCAAUGACAACUUAAACAGUUAUGAUCUUGUUGAAGAGUUUGCAAUAAACUCUCUCACAUUAAAAAGGGAAAUAAAACCUCUUUGGUUUCUCAGGCAGUUGUUUCUGAACAAUAUUUAUAAGAGGCAAAUGUGUGGCCAGAGUCUUUGGAACUAGUCAUCACCCAAUGGACGUGCCUAACACUCUCCUAAUGAUUCAGGUAGGUAGCUGUGUUUGUCUACUAAUGUACAUUUGUGUUUGAUGAAAAGCAGCCACGGGUGCAGAAUGAUUGGGGUAGAGGAGCUGUGCAGGUGGAUGAGGAGGUUGUGGCUGGCUUUUGCAUGAACAUAUGCUGUAUAACAUUCUUUGGCACUUUAGUAAAAUCUGAUGAAUGCAACAAAGGGUAAAUGGUUAACACAUUGAGUGACUUCUCUCCUGUGCUGAUGCUUAGCUACCUCUGCAUGUGCAGCAGGUGAUACAAUGGACUGUACCACUUCAGAUGGGGGAUACUACAUUUGAAUUCUCACACACACAUUUUAAAAAAUCAGAAAAAGAGGUUGUGGCCUCACUUCUUGUUGGCCAUUUUGUUUUUUGUUUGCUAUACAGGAAUCUUCCAAAUGUUUCACAUGAUCUAAGGUGGUGCAGUCCUUUCUACCACCACAUUGUGUGGCAUAAGUAGACUGAUAUUUAACCAGCAAAUUAUUGCUGCAUGACAGGUUGAUUUGUUAAUAGCCACUAUAAAUGUUUCCAGUGGCCAUUUCCCCAUGUCAUGAAUUGGGCCGUGUUAUACCAUGUAAAGCUGGAAAAUAGAAUGAAUAAUUGGAGGAUGAUAAAAUUAACUUUUGGCAUCCUUCUGUACUCUGAAUAAUAUAGCUGGUUGGCUUCCUACUUG